AUGAAAAAACUAAAGUCCUACAUGAGCAACUGUAGCCGGGCGGUUCUCACAGAAACGGGCGUCAUCAUCAAAAGUCAGCAUUCACUUUCCCCGGAAGAUUCGAUGAAACUCAGCGAAAGUGAGUCUGUGGCCAAUCCGUUCGCGGAUGAGACAGAAGACACUCCUAGUGUUCGAACCAGCGCCGAAAGUACCUCACUAAUUAGCUGUGUCACUUGCUUGAGUGACAACAGCAGUGCAGACGAGGAAAACGGCGGGCGUUCGCUUCCAGCUAACACGCAGAUUCCUUAUGCAAAAAUACUUUACGCCCGAAAAGUAUGUGUUGUGAAAAACGAGUUUGCUCCUUAUAGAGACGAAACGAGCGAAAACCACAGCCCCGAGCCUACAGCCCCAGGAUCUGAGCUUCCAUCCGUGCUGGUCGAGGUCACUUUUGCCAAGACAAGACGGCAUAAUCUUGUGCCAAAAAAGCUUCUGCUAAGUUUUGAAACGAUGAUUCCUGAAGAAGACAUUGCAGAAGUGUUGAUGCAAAGAAGCUACAAAAACUCCAAGCGCGGCAGAUCCAUUCUCACAAUAAUAAAUCCGCAUGGUGGUAAGGGGCAGGCGAAAAAGCUGUUUGUGUCAAAAGUAAAGCCGAUUUUAGCUGCCAGCAAUUGCAUAUUGGAGGUACUCGAGACAAGCUACCGGGGCCACGCCAUGGAGGUGGCACAAAAUCUUGACAUUGACAAGUAUGACGUGAUUGCAUGUGCUUCAGGAGACGGGAUCCCGCACGAGGUGCUCAACGGUCUUUUCAAAAGAGAAGACCGCGCUGCUGCGUUCAACAAACUAGCAAUAACUCAGCUCCCAUGCGGUUCGGGGAAUGCUAUGAGUCUUUCAUGCCACGGAACGGCCAAUCCUACUUACGCGGCGUUAAGCGUGGUCAAGGCUCCUGAAGUAAAAAUUGAUUUGAUGUGCUGUACACAGCCUUCUUAUAAGAACGAGCACCGACUUUCUUUUUUAAGUCAGACAUUCGGUGUGAUAGCAGAGUCAGACAUCAACACAGAGUGCAUCAGAUGGAUGGGGCCAUCGCGGUUCGAGUUAGGAGUUCUGGUUAAUGUCCUACAGCGAAAAAAAUACCCAUGCGAUCUUUACGUGAAGUAUAGUGCCAAAUCAAAAAACGAUUUGCGGGAGCACUACAAUAUACACAAGAAAAAGCAGGAAUCUGAUGAUGAUGGCUCUUCUUCGGAGAAUUUGGACCAACGAAAUGUUCAAGAGUCAGAUUUUCAACUCACCUAUGACUUGUUUGAUCCUGUCCCUGAUGACUGGGAACUCCUUGACCCCGAAGUCACCGCCAAUCUCGGUAUUUUCUAUGCAGGAAAAAUGCCCUACAUCGCGCCAAACACCAAGUUCUUUCCUGCAGCGUUACCGAAUGACGGCUGUUUUGAUCUUGUUUUGACAGACUCAAGAACUUCAAUCACGAGAAUGGCACCAAUCUUGCUUUCUCUAGACAAAGGUCACCAUGUUUUGCAACCUGAAGUUAUACAUUCUAAAGUCACUGCUUACCGCUUGGUUCCCAAAUUGAAACAAAGCAUAAUUUCAGUUGACGGUGAAGCGUUCCCUUACGAACCGCUACAAGUUGAGGUACUACCUGGGUUGUGCAAGACAUUGUCAUACAAUGGGUCGUAUGUCGAAACAGACUUUGACUCGAUGUAG
This is a messenger RNA of Lachancea sp. 'fantastica', 1686 nucleotides long. NCBI's taxonomy places the organism in Eukaryota, Fungi, Ascomycota, Saccharomycetes, Saccharomycetales, Saccharomycetaceae. The record is from the annotation of a GenBank genome assembly.